Messenger RNA from Apis florea (little honeybee), 1485 nucleotides. It is a transcript of the gene Rlip, whose product is annotated as Ral interacting protein. Gene Ontology annotation, biological process: small GTPase-mediated signal transduction. Gene Ontology annotation, molecular function: small GTPase binding; GTPase activator activity. The record is from RefSeq and is a predicted model, not a curated record. Lineage: Eukaryota; Metazoa; Arthropoda; Insecta; Hymenoptera; Apidae.
AUGGAUUUCGAAAGUCCAGAUGUAGAAAAAGAAUUUCCUGGAUUAUAUGCAUCAGAAUCAGCCAAAAAAAGUAACGAGAGCGAUUUUAGUGAUGAAGGUGGACAUGAGAAACAUUCUAAAAAAGAACUCCUUGGUAGUAAACGAAAAGAAAAAAAAGAUCGAAAAGAUCGAGGAUAUGCUACCUUAGAAGGAGAAAGUUCCCCUGACGAAGAUCAGGAAACAACAUAUAAUUUAACUCACAGAAGUCCUUCAAAGUCGAAAAAGACUAAAGCUUUCAAGUUUCCAUCAAAGAAAGAAAAACAUCGUAAAAAAGGAAAACACACUGUGGAAGAUGGUUUAGAUAUUGGAGAGGAGCAACCAGUAUUUGGCGUUAGUCUGCAUUUAGCAGUGGAAAGAAGUCGUUGUCAUGAUGGCAUUGAUUUACCUUUAGUUGUGAGAGAUUGCAUUGAUUUUACAGAAGAGCAUGGAAUGAAUAUAGAAGGUCUAUAUAAAGUUCCAGGAGUGAAAUCAAAAGUUCAGCAUUUAAAAAAGUUAUAUAAUCAUAGAGAGCUUGUAAAUUUAUCUGAAUUUGAACCUACAGUAGCUACAAGUUUAUUAAUAUUAUUUCUUAGAGAACUACCAGAGCCUGUCUUAGAAAGCAGUGAAAUGAUAUCUAGGUUUGAACAAGCAGCAUCUACAAAAGAUGUUGCUCAAAGAGAAGCACAAUUAUUACAUUUAACUCAGCAGCUUCCUAAAUAUAAUAAUGUUCUUUUAGCAUGGGUUAUAUUACAUUUAGAUCAUGUUACAAUACGAGAAAAAACUACUAAAAUGAAUGCUCAAACCAUUUCAAUGACAUUAAGUCCUGUAUUACAAAUGAGUCAUAGAUUAUUAUUAGCUUUGUUGUUUCAUUGCAAAGCUCUUUUUCCAAAUGUAAAAUUAACGAAAUAUGUGCCGCCACUUUCAUCUGGUAGUAUUAAUCUUCCAGAUUCUGUAGAAAGCAUAGCAGCUGAAUUAUCUAAACAAGAAUCGUUACUUUCGCAAAUACAUAUGCAAAUGAAUGCAGGUUUUGUUACAAAAUUACGCGAAGAACAAUUGUGGGAAGUGCAACGUAUGAUAACACAAUUGAAGAGAAAAUAUAAAACAGUUCAAAAAAUGGAAGGUGCUGCGCAAAAAAGUUUAGAUGAAGAAGUGAAAUCAAAUGAUGAAAUUGUAGUAGAAUUAAAUAUACAAAAAACAAAAACAGAAGAAGAAGAUAUAGAAUAUGCAAAAUUAGAAGCUCAAUCAAUAUCCACAUUAACAAAAAAGGAUAAUAAAGCACAUAUUCUAGAAGACAAUAAAGAACCAACAAAUACAAAUACAAAUACAAUUAUUCAAAAUGAACGAAAUGUUCAUGCACAUGAUAAAGAUAUUGUUGAUUCUUCUGAAAUAUCAACAAUUAUACCACAAUUUAAUGAACAAGAAAAUAUUUCAUCUAUAACAAGUGAAAAUGGUACAAAUGAUGAUUAA